GGACUCCUUAAGUCAUUGCCAAUUGUGCAAGAGUGUGGGAGACGUGACUUGGAAAGCCCCAGAGCUGUGUAAGAAGCCCAGUGUGACAGCAGGAAGAAGCCUGCAGUGGUAGGACCGCUCACAAAUCUUGGCUUUGGUUCUGCUCCUCUUCUGAAGGACAAUUAUGCUCUGUUCUGCAUCACCGCAUGUAGCGGGUUCAGUGGUGCAGGUACCAGCAUCCUACAGAACACUAUCUUCUCCGAGUGGUGACACCCCAGACAACCAGGGAUAACAUGAAUUUCUGGACCCCUUUUCCAGAGGAUGCUUUGUGUGAGGCUUGUGUCUUCAUUUCCUCUGACUUCUGGAGUCAGAAAAGACUAUUCUUUCAGACAUCCUGUUUCAGAAGCAACUAAAAGCUAAUUUCUGUUCUCAUCACGCCAAUGUGCCUUGCUAAAGUCCAUGGCUAUCCUAACCACAUCCUGGUCAGGAUAACCAGGACCCAUAUCUGGAUGCCUCCUUCCUCAGGUGAUGCAGAAGCAUGUUCCAACCAGAAACUCAUCAGGCAUUAUUUCAGUUUGCUGUAUGUGUCCAGCAGCCACGAAGGCCUGGGAUGAUUUUUGGAUUUUCUUCCAUUAACACUUAACUUCAUUAGUUGGUGUAAGACUGCGUGGCACGCAGUUAAUUAGUAAUGAGCACUGGUGCACCAUCAGGCAUCUGUUGUGUGCUGUGAGCAGCUGGAAAUGGAGACCAGGGAUGAGCUCUGCCCUCCCAGCAAUAGCAGCAGUGUCGCGUGGUGGUGUUUGCUACUUGAUUUCUCCGUCUCUCCACUGUACUCCUAAAUUUAGAUUUCUGCUACAUGAAUUGUGGCGGUGGGAACCAGGGAUUGGAGGCUCUCCCUGGCCUGUGGAAACUGUCUGCUGCUGGGCAGUUCAGUCUCAAACCAAGAGGAAAUAUGUCCAAAAUGAAUAAUUGCACGUGGUGAGUGAUAAACACAUGAGAGCCCAAAUACUCUACUAGCAUCCUUUGAUCCUACCUUCCUGAAAACCCAAGGGAAUCCCAGACCCCCAGCACUCGGGUGGGUUGGCGUGGGGGUGGAUGCUGCCCUUCUACCUGCUUGUGUCGUCCUUCCUGCAGCCCAUCUGGCUGCAAACCCGCUGCCCGGGCAUCAACAGCACCGGCACGCUCGCUGUACAGCCUGUGCACUGCGAAAUACAUUCCAGCUGUGAUCAGCUGCCUCAUUCCCAGCCAGAAUGGAUGUGGUAGAGAUUGAUUUCUUUUUUUAAAGAAAACAACCUUCGCAGUAUAAAAAAGCUUCAGCAUAAACCCACCAGAUCUAGCAAGAUUUUCCCACAGCCUUUGGCAAGUCGAGAGCGGAUUGUCGGGGUGAUGUCUGCGUUACAGCGCUCGGCAACACGCUUCACACUGAGCUCAUGUGGCUGGGCCACGCUCCAGUUUAUCGAGGAUUUCUGACUGUCGGAACUGUAGUGCUUCGAGUACCUCUGGGUAUUUCAUUCCUCUCCGUGCUGCAGCUGAUUUAAACUGUAUGUUUCCUGUCUUUAUCUCCAGACAGUAUUUCUUGCCGGGGUCUGUGCCACCCACACCUUUGGCACUGUCAAACUCAAUCCCUGUUGCAAACCUGGUUGUCGAUGCUGAUGCGAGACGGCAGCCGAAGGGACUGCUGCUGAAUACUGAGAGAAAGAGAAAGGAAACAGCAUGUCAGAGCCCCGGCAAGAUGCAACGAGCAGCUGGGAGAGGCUGUGACCGAGCUGCUCUUUCCCAGGGAGGAUUCUCCACCCCGUCCUGGGUGGGAUCUUGGCAGUCUUGCUUAAAACCGAGCAUACGGGGUUGGAGUUCUGUUACCCCAGGCAGGACUUACUUUCUGGUAAGGGACACAGGAAUGACUUCUACACAGGACAGCGAUACAUUGAAGUUCACUCUCCCCAUGGAAGAAAUUGAAGCCAGAGAAGCCUGUGACUGGCUGAGAGCAGCUGGAUUUCCCCAGUACGCUCAGCUAUUUGAAGAUAUGCAGUUUCCUAUUGAUGUAAAAACUGUGAGGAAAGAUCAUGAAUUUUUAGAUGGAGAUGAGAUUGAAUCACUGUUCAGGCGAUUGAACACGUUGAACAAGUGUGCAUCAAUGAAAGUGGAAAUAAGCCGUCAGAGGAAACAGAGUAAUGACUCUGAAGAUGAUGAACCCUGUGCAAUAAGUAACAAAUGGGCUUAUGAGAGGUGCAGUCAGAGAUGGUCUCGUAUCAAGAGCCUAGAAGUCUUCCCAGGAGAGGACGGUGCCAGCGCAUCAGUCCCGGGCAGUCCAACACUGAAGAGCACCAGCAGCGAGGCUGUUGUCUUUCUGGAUCAUGGCGAGAAACAUGAUGCGUCCUCAGUUCACAGUACUAGCAGUGGUGACAGUGACGUUAUCAUCUUCCCAAAAGCUUUUGAAGCUGUGGAAACCAGUGCGAGUUCCUCAAGAUAUUCCUCAAUUAAGGUAGCUUCACUGAACUCUACCUUUAGUCGUUCUUCUCCACCCUGUGAAUAUUUAAAUAUCACCAGUGAGGAGAAGCUUUUGGAUAAAUCGUCAUAUAAAAAGAGGAAUAGCCUUCUAAAGAAAAUCGAGAAGUUGCACUUAAGGAGUUGCAACUUAAGGAGUGGUCAGUCAAAGGCCAAACCCAUAAUAAGUGAACCUGUCCUUCUGGAAGGACUUAAUGAAGAAAAGAUGAAGAUGCUGAACUGCGUAAAUAUUUCCGACCUCUUUAGCAUCCAAACAAAGAACAAUUCUUCUCUUUCUCCCCAGAGCUGCGAUAGCAGCAAUCGGUUUGAAACCAGCAGCACAGUGAGCACUCCAAGUCCUGUUAUAAAACCACAGGGUCACUGUGAUGAGAGGGGGGUGUACACAGAGGACUUGGAUUCUAGCAAGAUCUUGCUAUGGAAUGAUCUACCUCAGCAGAACCUAAGAAAUUACAUGAAGUUACAAACAGACCAGAUUUUUCACGUACCACAAGACCAUAAACCUGGCACUUUCCCCAAAGCACUUACAAACAGUUCCCUUUCUCCUGUAGAUGAUUCUUCCGUCAACUGGAGAACUGGGAGUUUUCAUGGAUGCAGGAGAAGCCGGAGCAGAAGCAGUUCCAAGGACUCCAGAGCGCCCAGGAGCCCCCUUUCAUGCACAAAUAACAGGCUAAGCAUAUAUGACAACAUACCCAACAUUGAACUUGAUAAGUUGGAGGCAAUAGAAAUUGGUGAUGAUGAUGUCUUUUCAGAACUGAACAGUGUUAUAGAAGAUGUCAACAGUCUCAAAAAAUUGGUUGAUCAGUGGACAGAGAAGUUCACUGUUGAUGGGGAUUUGGACUUAGCCAGUGACUUGGCCUCUUUAUAUCCAUCCUCAAAUAAAGAAAUGUCUCUUGAAACAGAGGGCUCAGAAGAUAAGACAGCAGACCUCCCAACCACUGAGGGAGAGAACAGCUAUGAACUGGGCAAGGAUGUUGGUUCUGCACAGCUGGCGUACAUGACAGACUCUAAGAAGACCAGCAGGCAUGGGAAGCAACAGUGGUCUGUGGAAGACAGCAUGAACUUGGAAAGCCUUUCCAUCCAGACUGAUAGCCAGUCAGCCGCCCAGCUGGCCCGGACACAAAAACUGGCUUUGCUAAAGCUCACUGCUCUGAUGGACAGAUACUCCCCUUCCAGCAAGCAGGGCUGGAACUGGACUGUACCAAAAUUCAUUAAAAAAGUAAAAGCCUCUGACUACAAGGACAAAAAUGUGUUUGGGGUUCCUUUGCUUCUGAACGUCCAGCGAACAAGCCACCCGCUGCCUAAUGGCAUACUGCAAGCACUGGACUAUUUAAGAAGCCACUUUCUUGACCAGGUUGGCCUGUUCCGAAAAUCCGGUGUUAAAUCCAGGAUCCUGUCUUUAAGAGAAAUGAACGAAACCAACCCAAACAAUGUCUGUUACGAGGGGCAGUCAGCAUUUGACGUGGCCGAUAUGGUGAAGCAGUAUUUCCGAGACCUUCCAGAGCCAAUAUUUACCAGCAGGCUCUGCGAAUCCUUCCUCCACAUCUACCAAUACGUGCCGAAGGAUCAGCAGUUUCAGGCUGUCCAGGCUGCUAUUCUCCUUCUCCCAAAGGAAAACCAAGAAGCUUUGAAAAUUCUCCUCUUCUUUCUGCGAGAUGUGGUCGCUUUUGUUGAGGAAAACCAGAUGACCCCAACCAACAUCGCAGUCUGUCUUGCACCUUCCUUGUUCCACCUCAACACCCUGAGACGGGACAGUUCCUCCUCCUCCACUAGAUCCAGUCAGAGGAAGUGCAGCUUGGGGAAGCCAGACCAGAGGGAGCUGAAUGAGAACCUGGCAGCAACACAGGGCUUGGCCCACAUGAUAAUGGAGUGCAACAGGCUCUUCCAGUAAUCUGGAACUGGACCUUGACCCACAGACUGACUUCCCAGCUUGAUCUCGGCCUUUCCUCAUCAUUAUGGACUUUGCUGAAGAUUACGAGGCUGUGGCUGACCCUGGUUGUUGACUGGACCUGAUCCUGACCUCUGCUACUGACUCACCUUCCUGGCUCAACCUUGGAUGCGUCUACUGAUCUGGACUCUUGGCUGAGCUUGGCUGCCACCCCUGGGGCUCAGGUACUGUGGGACUGGGCGGCUGCUCUACCAGCCCAGUUAAAUCCCACUGGUGUCCCAGCCCCUGUCCCUCAGAGCUGCGGGCCUUUGGUGCACCCCAACAGUCAGCUAAAGCCUUCUCGUGCUCCACUCCAGCACCACGGCUGGGCAGGGGCUGCUGCCCCAAGGCUCCCCCAGCACUGAUCUCCCCAACCAGCUCUUUGCUUCCAAGAGACAAACCCACCCCACAUCCCCUCACCAAGCCUGGGGUCCAGUGUCUCCACAGCACCAGUUCCCAACCUAGGCAGGGCUUCUAAGGGACUCCCCCUGCACCCCAGCCAUGGGUCCCCACUUCCUCCAAGGCUGUCUGAGCCCUUCUGUCUGGCCCCAGCCCUGUUGGGGUGCCCUGGUGCCAGCUGCCUGCCCUGCACCCUGCCUGGUGACGCAGGAGCUGGCUCAUCACUGGCUGCAUGGCCCCCCCAAAACAGCCCUCAGUGAGGACUCUGAGCCCACAGACAUCCUGGGGUGCUGGGCCCAUGCUGGCGUGUCCACUGCCCUGCCAGAGACUUGGGGAGCACCCAGAGGAUGUGACCACAAGGAGAGGCUGCAGGCUGCUCCAGGACUGGAGACACACUUGCUGCUCAGGACCCACACGUGGACGCUUGGCUCUGCUUGAUCACUGUGGCCAUUGGUGACCUGCAGAGGACACUGUUACCACCACCAAACACGACUCUGCCUGGCUUGGAUGCUCCUGCAAGUGGCACUCAGUCGGUUGCCACCAUCCCGGAGUUCCCGUGCACCUCCCGCAGGACACACCUACAUCCUCUGCACAGGCUUAAUCCCAAGGAUGUCAAAUCCUUUGGCCAUGAUGGUGGCAGUGGCUUCACACAGCAGGAGCCUCCACAUGUUCACCUUCACGAUCUGGCCUGCAAAACACCAACAGAGG
This is a messenger RNA of Cuculus canorus (common cuckoo), 5515 nucleotides long. Its product is annotated as rho GTPase-activating protein 7-like. Gene Ontology annotation, molecular function: GTPase activator activity; protein binding. Lineage: Eukaryota; Metazoa; Chordata; Aves; Cuculiformes; Cuculidae. The transcript has 12 exons. Gene Ontology annotation, biological process: actin cytoskeleton organization; signal transduction; regulation of Rho protein signal transduction. The record is from RefSeq and is a predicted model, not a curated record. The coding region runs from base 1523 to 4372 and encodes 949 amino acids.